Messenger RNA from Funneliformis mosseae, 1194 nucleotides. Lineage: Eukaryota; Fungi; Glomeromycota; Glomeromycetes; Glomerales; Glomeraceae. The record is from the annotation of a GenBank genome assembly.
AUGAAUAUACUAGAUUUAUCAACCGAGGGAAUUCCAGUUUUAGAUGCUUUCGUGUGUGCUUCAGCAAUUUCUGGUAUAUCAAUACAAAAAUUAAAAUUUGGUAAAUUAAAUGAUAAUGGUACAAGAGAAAAUGAUCAUUUUGAAUUGUUAUCAUCAAGUUAUAUUAAAAAAACCACAACAAAUUCUCUAAUGGCGGGAGAUUGGACAAAAGGAGAAGUUUGGCCUUGCUUUACUUUUGAACCAUCAAAAUCUGAUGAUUUAAGGUUUCGUGCGGGAACAUUUGAUCAAAUAAUUAUCCUGGUAGAAACUCAAAGUUCUUUAACAGUAUUUGAUAAUCACGAGUUGUUAUUUGGAUUGUUUAAUGAAGAAAGAAACAUAUCUGUUGUUGCACCUUUCGUAUCUCCGUUACCCACAAUAAACACUUUUACUUUUAGUCAUUUUGAAAUGGUUGAUAUUUAUAAUGAAAAACAUAACUAUUUCACUAUAAAUAAACAAACCGCUAAUAGAGUCAUAGGUGGUUUCAACGUUACAAAUCUCAUGGCUAGAUUUUUAUAUUCUCCCGACUCAUAUUUUGUGUUAAAUUAUACUGGAAAAAAACCUUUUUCAAUAUUCGAAAUUAUAGGCGCUGCAGGUGGUCUUAUCACUUAUGCAUUAGGUACCUAUUGGGUAUUGUUUGGUAGAGGAACGUAUAGAUCGUGGGGAAUAAUUCAAAGAUAUCUCUUGAGAAAUUCUCCAGAUUUAAAUCAACCGAAAGGAGAAAUGGAUUCUUCUCCGUUAUCCUUAAUAGAAAGUCAAUCUAUAAAUGCAAGUUCAAGCGUAACACCAACAAGCGCUGCUUCAACUUUUUAUUUUGGUAUAAAGGGUGAAUCAAACUAUAUUAAUUCUCCUCCUAUUAACAGUCCUAUUUCUAAUUAUGAUAAAGAACUUUUAAAAAAAAUCGAUUCCUUAAUUAAUGAUAAACUCUGGUUAAUUGAACAAACUUUAAGUCGUCACUAUCUAUCGGGUUUUAGAUUACGAAGUUAUGACACAACAAAUGCUUUCUUGGAUGGUCACGUUAAAGUAAAUAUGAAGAAAGAUAAAAAUAAUGUAAACGAGGAAUUAAUUCAUAUUUCAACAGAAAUUAAUGAAAUCGAAGUAAUUUCUGACACUAAUAUUACUAUUGGACCAGUUCCUCCAGCAAAAUAUAAAAAAUAA